CAAGACAAUUAAAUACAAAACAAAAUGUUACUAAACCUCUUACAAUUGAAAAGGCUCAUGCGAACGACAAACACAAUAGAUUUUGUAAACAAAAUGAUAUAGAAUUUUCCGAUUCAAAUUUGAUACAUCAAGUUUGUACGCAUAAAUCAAUUAAAUUACACCAUGCACCUACAAAUGAACGAUUAGGUUUUCUCGGUGAAAAUGUUAUUCAACUUUAUAUAGUAGAACAUUUUAUAAAUAAAGUUCCACCAGAACAUUUGCGAAACAAAAUUAAGUUGUACACGAAAGAUUUGAAUAAGCUUGGAAGAAUUGGAAUAAACUUGGGUUUAAAUAAUUUAUUGCAUUGGACUCCGGCGAAUGAGGCGAGAAUGAUUAAAGCAAAAGAGGAAGGACAAGAAAUACCACCCUCAGGGGAAGAAAGUGUCACGGGAAAAGCAUUGAUAGCCCUCGUCGGGGCGCUUUACCAUGAUAAGGGUGCUUACGCAGCGAAAGAUUUUAUCCAUAAACAUAUUUUAUCGGCCGAAAAUACUUUAUUUAAAUAA
This is a messenger RNA of Funneliformis caledonium, 542 nucleotides long. The record is from the annotation of a GenBank genome assembly. Lineage: Eukaryota; Fungi; Glomeromycota; Glomeromycetes; Glomerales; Glomeraceae.